UGAAUUAUUAUGUUUACCCAUUUUAAUUUUUCAAUUUAAAUUUCAUAAUAUUUUCUAUAAUAGCAAUAUAAAAGUUUCUUUUAUUAAAUACACUUUAUCAGGAGAAAAGAAAAUGCAUAUUCCUUUGUGUAUUACUUAAAAAUUGUACGAAAAAGUUUUAUCAAUAAUUUUGUUAAGGAACUCUUCGUUAUUAUUAUUGAACGACUACUGACCUAGUUUCUACAUUCUUCCCAUUGUUUUGACCUAAAAUAUGGCAGUCACGGAACUUUCCUUUGUUACUUUUAUACCAUUUGUGCGUUUUGUAAAUAAAAAAAAUGUGCAAAAAGACAUUAUAUUAAUUUGGUUGUGAAUGAUGACUCGCAGCCCUCAGCUAUGAGUGGCCACUACGAUUUACGAGGUUCAAAGUGCCAACAUGAUGUACAAGUUUCUAAGAACAUUCAAUGUACUCCCACAAAACUGACCUUUUCUGGAAAUUUCACCCAGAAUCAAAGGUUAUUUGACAUAAACUUGCCAGAGAGACGUGCCAGUAUGCGACGAGACAUACUCAGCGCAGUCAUGAAGAGGACUGAAUCCAGGUUGGAGCAAGAGGAGCCUAAAGUCUUCCAUGAUGACAAUCCAAUGUACGAGGAUCCAAGAGAUGUCAUAGGCGAAAAACCUGCAAAACCUCCAAGGAAACGAAACAUCCAAGCUAUAGCUGUUUCAUCACCCAGAAUGAGUAAAGAAAACAGGUCACUGCUGAGAGAACAGAAGAGAAAACUCAGUAAGAAAUAUGAGAGUCUAAUUACAUCAUUAAUGGAUAGAUGUGAGGAGAAUGUUUUACAGAUAUCAGAAAGAGACACCCAAAUAAGUAAAUUGAAAGAAAAGCUGAAAACUGUGCUAGAAUACAAUAGAUUGUUUGCAGAAGAGAAUGACCAAUUGAAGUCACAGUAUGAGACACUGGUGAAGUAUAUAGAAGAGUGCAAGCAAGUUAUAAAGGAGGAAAGAGAACGAAACAAUACAUUAGAAGAGAAGAGUAGAGAAUUAGAGAAUAGAGUGAAACAGUAUGAGGUUCCUGAUAGAGAGAAUGCAGCAUCUACAACCGCUAUACCCCUGGUAGAGGUGUGCAUGAGUUGCAGCAGUCGGCAGAUCAUACUAAACCAGGCGCGGGAGCAGAACACCAGACUGCAAAAGGAUAUGCAGGCGUUGAAGGACGUUUUAUAUAGAUUAAAUGUUCAGCUGUCGCGUUAUCAAGAGAAAUUACGGGCCAACGUGCAGGUGUUGAAUGCUGAUGGUAAAGAUAUAUACAAGCCUGGCGAGAGACCCGACGGGUUCGAUUCUCUGAUCACCGCUAGUCUUAACUAUAAAGAAGCUGCUCCUGAUGAAGCGCAUUCAAGCAAAACUGGACUAGAUGAGCAAACCUCCGGACGAGUGGUAGAUUUGUCUGGAUUGCUAAGUGCGCAGGCGCUCGCGCCUCUCUUCGACGCUUACCAAGAGAAUUUACAAGAGAAAGAUACCCUUAUACUGGAUUAUGAGAAACAAUUCGAGAAUAUUAACAAGAAAUCAAAACAAAUUGUCAUCGAAAACAAAACGUUGAGUGAAAAAGUAAGCGUGUUAGAAGAGGAGUUAGUGCAAACAAGACAGAACUAUAAAAAAAUAGUUGUCGAGAGGGAAACCGUGGAUAUAGAGAAAGCUACGUUGGUGGAGCGCGCAGAACGUGCUGAAUCCAAAUUGAAAGAAGUGUACGAACUCUAUGAAGAUAAAAUGGCAGCGAUGAUGCGGGACUACGAGACGGUACACCGCGAGUACUUCGCAGCGCGCGGUGCACUGGAAGCGGCCGACGGACGACUGGCGGCGCUCGCAGUGCAGCGCGCCCGCACCGUGCCGGCCGACCUGCACGAGAGGAGACUCGACCACUGCAAGAGACUUCUAGAAGAACUAAAACACCAGUACAGCAUGGAAACGGAGCGUAAGACAGAACAUACUGCCAAGCUGCAAGAGCAACUGAAGGUUCUAGAAGAUAAGUACAACAAGAUCUGUCAGGACCAUGAAGCUGUUAAAGAGGAAUUAAGAGCGGCAUUGAAAAAUGUUAGGUUAUACCGUAAAGCAGCUGUAAUAUUUCGACAGCGCGUUAAAACGGCGACCGCACGAGCGACGCGAGUUCGCCGCAGCGCGCGGAAAUCUCGUACUGCUAACGAACCGUUACGGUUAGCGCUUGAUGCGCUGGAAAGGAUCAAACAUGAAAUAAAGGUAGUAAAGUCUCGCGCGUACACAUCAUUAGAAGAACUUGAGCGUCGUAUAGUAGAGCAGGAGCGUCGCGCUGCCCUCGCACAAUCGGAGUACCGCCGGGAGCUGGAGCGAGCUUCGCUGGCCUUGGAGCACAAGGAGGGCAUCAUCAAGAGCCUCAUCGACAAGGUGGCUGAUAUUGAGGAGGUCCGACUCAGCCAAACUAACACGAGUCGACUCCAAGGUAUAGUCUCAGAUGGAUCAGAUCAAUCCACGUCUCGUGAAGAGAGAAAGGAGACAAAGUCUGGCGUCAAACUGGUACCGGGACCUGGAGGUUACUUCCAAGAAAAAGAAGACAGAAGAAAGAGAUUAUAGAGUUCAAUCGAUAUUAUUUACAAAAGUUAGAAGUAGAUGAAUUUUAUAUUAUUCACUGCCUUCGACUAAUAUUGUCAAGUAGAUACGACAUAGUUGUACUGAUAUUGAUCAAAUUAACAAUGGAAAAGAGCGAUUUCAAUUAGGGAUUAUUUAAUUGUAAGUAAAUCAAAGCGAAAUUCCGUCCUCUAAUGAAACCAUAACAGGCAAAAUGUACUUUUUGUACCUUCAUCUUUCAUUAAUCUAUUAUUAUAUUUUUCAAUGUUUCUACUUUUAACAUUAUUGCAAUAAAGCAUUAUAAAUAAAAAUAAAAUUAUAAACAGACAAAUAUACAGUUGUGACCUUGUCACGAUUUUAUUAUAACUAAACGAUCGCACGCAACGCCUGCGUGAUAUUUUUCCCGUUUUCUGCAACAUUUUUCACCAUUGCUCCGUUUAUAUUGAUGGUAGCGUGAUGUUAUAGAGCCUACCUCAACAAACGAAUUUUCAUAAUCGAAUCUGUAGUACCGGAGAUUACCCGGAAUAUCCAAACGUACAAACAAUACCUCUUUAUAAUACUAGUAUAGAUAUGUAAAGAUCAUGUAAGAUUUACACAUUAUAGAUGUCUUUUGUAACAAUUUUAUUAGAUGUUCUUGUCAUUAGAUUGGCCUAUUGGUAGGACUAGUGCAUGAUACAUGAGUAGAAUAUAUUAUAUUGGGAUAGACUGUAAAAAGUCCUCAGUCUUCAAAUUUCAGGUUUGAAGCAUCUUUGUAAGCUGUUUCGGUUGUAGGAUGCAGAUUAGGCAAUGGA
Messenger RNA from Achroia grisella, 3362 nucleotides. RefSeq names its product protein Cep89 homolog (gene Cep89). The record is from RefSeq and is a predicted model, not a curated record. NCBI's taxonomy places the organism in Eukaryota, Metazoa, Arthropoda, Insecta, Lepidoptera, Pyralidae. Gene Ontology annotation, cellular component: centriole; ciliary transition fiber. Gene Ontology annotation, biological process: cilium assembly; mitochondrion organization; chemical synaptic transmission. Bases 373 to 2577 code for a protein of 734 amino acids. The transcript has 13 exons.